ACUCUGUGGUCUAUUCAAUGACUGUUGGCUGCGCCUAUCAAACGACAAGUUGGUUGAUUUUUCUUGUGUGCUUCUUCGCGGAAACUGCGGAAAGAGACCCAGAGGAGUCGAGUACUCAAAAAGUAGUUACAGAUAUAUUGCGCUCAACGUUGAUUGUAUCGUAUUAAGUGUUAUCCAAACAGGUAGGAUAGUGGAAGAGCAUCAGAAUGGAGUCGUCAUAUCAAGGAGGUGUAACUUUUGAGGAUCCUGGUAGCAAUUUCCAGCGGCUCACCCAAACUAUCGCCAGUAACAUCAAGAAAAUAUCACAAAAUGUGUCUUCCAUGUCAAAGAUGGUCAACCAGCUGCAGACGCCUCAGGACUCUCAGGAGCUCAGGAACCAACUGCGUCAAAUACAAAACUACACGCAGAAGCUGGCCAAGGACACGUCAUCACUCAUCAUGGAGCUGAUGAAGCUGCCAGCAGACCAGCCUGCUAACAAACUGACGAGGGAGCGCCUCAGUGAUGAAUACAUGAUCACGCUCAACUCCUUCCAGGCGACACAAAGACUGGCGGCGCAGAAAACCAAAGAAGAUGUGAAGAAGGCUAAAGCGCAGUCUGUGACCAUCAAGGACCCCUUUGCAAUGGGUAGUAGUGGCAACAACAAAGAACUGUUGGAGAUGGGUGAGCCAAACCUGCGGAAACAGGAGCAGCUCACGAUGCAGACGGAACGAUCGCUCAUCGAGCUUGAAGAGCGGGAGAGAGAUAUACGACAACUUGAGGGCGACAUAAUGGAUGUGAACCAGAUCUUCAAAGAGUUGGGCACGAUGAUCCACUCGCAAGGCGAAGUGGUGGACUCGAUUGAGUCCAAUGUGGAGUAUGCCGCUGAGAACGUGGAGGCCGGCACACAGGAGCUGCGACAGGCUGCCAAUUACAAGAACAAACUGAGGAAGAAGAAGGUGUACCUGUUCCUGGCUCUAAUCAUAGUUGUGUCGAUCAUACUGAUCAUCAUAUUCCACCGUUGAACAUCCGAGCCACUCUGAUACCACUACUUACCACAAGCAAGGCGAGAGCAACUUACUCACAUUAUUGCUUAUUCAAAAGUUCGACAUAAGUUUCACUUAUAAAUAGGUCAUGCAUGCUAGCGAUUGUAUAUAAAUCAUUUAUCCCAUCUGUAAAGGCUUUUUAAAUCCAUUGGAACAAUGCAUUAGGAGUUAUAUCAUGUAUUUUAUAUGUAUAUUCUGUAAGUCAUUCGUAAUUGUUUGCAAGUUUGCUUUUAGUCUAAUCGGCGAAGUGUAAAAAAUCAUUGUUGCGUUUCUGCGAAAGUUUCACGAACGAUAGAAGCGAUGAAGUGCUUAUGUUACCGGCAAUCUGUAUGAAAUACCUAAAACGUUUAAUGUAUGGAAAAUUAUUAAAAACACCUUCCCUAGACAUUUUUAUGAUUAAAAUACCUGAGUUAUACAGAUUGCAUAUAACACUUGCAUUUCAAAUGGGGCUUUGUGAUAUGUGGUGGAUACUUUCGCUUUUCGGGAACUACUUACGCACCCAGAUAAAAUGUAGACUGUAAUAGUUGAAGCCCCUCAAAUCCAGCGAUGUAGGCUGUGCGUUCCGUCCGUGCGGUCCGUCAGUCAGUCACGAUAAAUAAUGUUUAUAUCUAUAAAUUAUAUAUUAGAAGAUGCAUUACGGGUUGCCAUGGUAAAGGUUUGUUGUUAGUUAUUCUUGUGUGCUUAAAACCUGGUUAGCAUUACUUUUGUCAAGGUCGCUGCAACCAAUGCAGAGCGCAAGAGCUCGCUAUAUUUACAAAUUGUAACAGUAAAAAAACUAUGGAAUAUGUAGGUGACAGACAAUAUUUACUAUUAUGCUGCUAUGUCUAUAACCGGUAUAGUCUAAUGUACGCAAGUUCUACAGUAGAUAAACUAUCUAUAAAACAUAAGAGAUAGAUGCUUAACCGAAUCCCCAGGUGAUUGACGUAUUUUUAGGGUUAGCGUAAUGCUUACCUACUUAAAAUAAGUUAUAUUAUAAAUGUUACUUUAUUUUACAUUUUUAUUCCUUAAUAUUAUUACACACGUAAAUAUGGGUAGUGGUGAUUAGAGACGGAAAACGUCACAAUUAGUAAUUAAUGGCAAUAAGUACGAUCUGCAUUACCAACUUCUGUUAUAGGCGUGUCAUCCGUUCAGGCAGACCGGUACUUGCAGAUUCUUCUCACGUUGAAAACUGAGUUUUUUGUAGUAAGGUUUACUUUUGCACGUGCGCGGUUGUCGAACGAGCCGGUCUGUCUGAACGGACCCAUAGAGGGAGAACCCAGUCCUGACAACACUUUUUCCUCAUUCAUGUAACUUUAAAAUUAGCCAGUAAGCAUACAGUCAAAGACCCAACUUACUUUAUUUUGCGGCGUGAGUUUCAAUAGUGAGAAACUAGUGCUGUCUGGGAUCUUUACCCAUUACAUUCAUUAUUGUGUUGUAUUACUAUAAUGAUUUAAUUAUCAGCGAAUUAUUAAUUUAAUUAAGGUAUUGUAAUUUGAGAUUAUUGCCACCAAAAUUUGGAUUUUUCUUUAAAUAUAUGUAAGAUAUAAUCAUGUUAUAAGGACCGUGAUCAUUAACUAGUUUAAGUUUUUGCUAUAAUCUGAUCGAAACUGUAAUCAAUGUUACACUCACCGACUAAAGAUAUAACCGCAAUAGGAGAAUAAUUUGAUUUUCUCAGUGUAGCGUAGUGUGUUCAUGCCUUGCGAUAAAACUGCAAUAAAACAAUUUUUCAAAAGCUUGCAUGAAGUAUUGUAGAUAUGAAUUUCAAAUAAGUUUUUCUUUGAAAACAAUGUGAAUGUUCUGCAUUUGUAAGGCAAUGCUUGAAUUUAACUGGUCGGUGCUGCCAGCGUCUGCACACUAGUUAGUUUAAGCACUUGACAAUAUAGAAGUAGCCAUAAUAUUGGCAGACUGGUGGUAUAGUUAUCGGCACGGAUAAUGAGCUCUCGGCGGAAGAGUGGGGAUGGCUUGCGCACUGUACACUUAUGGCAAUAAACCAAUAAAUCGCUUCUGCGCAGGUGAAGGUCAGGGCUCAAUAUCCUUGCCGAUGAUUAUACGCUUUUAACUUAAGGUGCACAUAUACGUUAGUCACCAAAUAUUUAUUAUAAAGCGUCACAGGUCCAUUCAUUAGACACUAAAUUCUAAUUUUGAAAUCAUUGGCAAUAUAUUACAAGCUAUAAUUUCAUCGUAUAUUUAUAAAUAAGUCUUUACGUCAUUCGCUUAAGAUAUUAAUAUGCUUACUAUAAGUAUUCGUGUAUAGAUAGUUAGUUGAAAAUUUCAAUGUAUUAUAUUUAAAUGUAAAGUUGUCUAUGUUUUAUAUUAAACACAAUUUGUUGAUAUAUUUACUUUAAUAUAAAUAUAUAUAAAAUAAAAAAUAAAUAACGAA
Molecule: messenger RNA, 3381 nt
Organism: Helicoverpa armigera (cotton bollworm)
Lineage: Eukaryota; Metazoa; Arthropoda; Insecta; Lepidoptera; Noctuidae
Gene: Syx7
Product: Syntaxin 7
Exons: 8
Coding region: 207-1001 (264 amino acids)
Biological process (GO): vesicle-mediated transport; vesicle fusion; intracellular protein transport
Cellular component (GO): endomembrane system; synaptic vesicle; SNARE complex
Molecular function (GO): SNARE binding; SNAP receptor activity
Source: RefSeq, a predicted model, not a curated record